Molecule: messenger RNA, 721 nt
Organism: Galeopterus variegatus (Sunda flying lemur)
Lineage: Eukaryota; Metazoa; Chordata; Mammalia; Dermoptera; Cynocephalidae
Product: G patch domain-containing protein 2-like
Exons: 1
Source: RefSeq, a predicted model, not a curated record
GCAUUUCAGUAGAACCAUGGAGGAACUGGUUCAUGAUCUUGUCUCAGCAUUGGAAGAGAGCUCAGAGCAAGCUCGAGGUGGAUUUGCUGAAACAGGAGACCAUUCUCGAAGUAUAUCUUGCCCUCUCAAACGCCAGGCAAGGAAAAGGAGAGGGAGAAAACGGAGGUCAUAUAAUGUUCAUCACCCAUGGGAGACUGGUCACUGCUUAAGUGAAGGCUCUGAUUCAAGUUUAGAAGAACCAAGCAAGGACUAUAGAGAGAAUCACAAUAAUAAUAAAAAGGAUCAUAGUGACUCUGAUGACCAAAUGUUAGUGGCGAAGCGCAGGCCGUCAUCAAACUUAAAUAAUAAUGUUCGAGGGAAAAGACCUCUAUGGCAUGAGUCUGAUUUUGCUGUGGACAACCUUGGGAACAGAACUUUACGCAGGAGGAGAAAGGUAAAACGCAUGGCAGUAGAUGUUCCGCAGGACAUCUCCAACAAACGGACAAUGACCCAGCUGCCCGAAGGUUGUAGAGAUCAGGACAUGGACAAUGACAGAGCUUACCAAUGUCAAGAAUUUACUAAGAAUAAAAUCAAAAAGAGGAAAUUGAAAAUAAUUAGACAAGGACCAAAAAUCCAAGAUGAAGGAGUAGUUUUAGAUAGUGAGGAAAUAAGCCAGACCAGUAAGGACAAAAUGGAAUAUGAAGAGCAAAAAGUCUCAGAUGAGCUCAUGAGUGAAAGGUGA